Molecule: messenger RNA, 2706 nt
Organism: Perca flavescens (yellow perch)
Lineage: Eukaryota; Metazoa; Chordata; Actinopteri; Perciformes; Percidae
Product: NLR family CARD domain-containing protein 3
Exons: 8
Coding region: 133-2706 (857 amino acids)
Source: RefSeq, a predicted model, not a curated record
GGGAGAAUGAAAUACAGCUAACUGGGCCGUGCAGCCUCUGCUUGCCAGCAACCAGCCUCCUUUCAGCUCCACAUUACUCCACCUCCGACCUGAAGGAGCAUCUUAAAAUGAUGAGCUUAUGAGUUCAGCAGCAUGGAUCAGUGUGAGGACAGAGGAACCACUCUGAGUGGAGAACAGGACAGAGGAACCACUCUGAGUGGAGAACAGGACAGAGGAACCACUCUGAGUGGAGAACAGGACAGACAGACCAAAGCUCAGAGCCGAGAGCAGCAGCACAGACAUGGACCUGAGUCUGAAGCUGAACCCAGCUGUGUGUCCAUUAAGAGGGACCGGUCCACGAAGCCACCGCUGCGUUUUAAAGCUUCAUCAACAGCAGAGACCAUUCUGAGACUGGACUCUGAUGAAUCUGAACCUGAACCUGAACCCAGCUGUGUGUCCAUGAAGAGUGACCGGUCUAUUGGUCACUUCAUUGAUUUUAAAGAACAACAUCCCUCUGCUGCAAAGAGUCAUAGACCAGCCUCUGCUGAACCUGAACCCAGCUGUGUGUCCAUGAAGAGUGACCGGUCUAAAGGUCACUUCAUUGAUUUUAAAGGACAACGACUCUCUGCUUCAAAGAGAUUUGACCAGGAGAGCUCAGCAGUUCCCAGUGGUCAGUCUGCACAGCAGCAUGAAACACACCUGGAUUCCAUAUUUAAGCUGCUGGAGGACGACAUCAUCACUUUUGUGAAAAACGAGCUGAAGAAGAUCCAGAAGUUUCUGAGUCCAGAUUACCCAGAAUGCUUAGAAAGUCAGAGGGAGGAUGAGGAGGUGUUGGAAGGUGAGGAUGAAGAGCAGAGGAGCAGCAGAGAGGCAUUUCUGAAAAUCACACUGCACUUCAUGAGGAGAAUGAAGCAGGACGAACUGGCUGACUUUCUGCAGUGCGGAAGUCUUGCUGGAGUUCAUAAAAGUAAACUCAAAUCUAAACUAAAUAAGAAGUUCCAGUGUGUGUUUGAGGGGAUUGCUAAAGCAGGAAACCCAACCCUUCUGAAUCAGAUGUUCACAGAGAUCUACAUAACAAAGGGAGGGACUGCAGAGGUCAAUAAUGAACAUGAGGUCAGACAGAUUGAAACAGCAUCCAGGAAACCAGACAGACCAGAAACAACAAUCAGACAAGAAGACAUCUUGAAAACCCCACCUGGAAGAGAGGAACCAAUCAGAACAGUGAUGACAAAGGGAGUGGCUGGCAUCGGGAAAACAGUCUUAACACAGAAGUUCACUCUCGACUGGGCUGAAAACAAAGCCAACCAGGACAUCCAGUUCACAUUUCCAUUCACCUUCAGAGAGCUGAAUGUGCUGAAAGAGAGAAAGUACAGCUUGGUGGAACUUGUUGAUUACUUCUUUAGUGAAACCAAAGAAGCAGGAAUCUGCAGGUUUGAAGAGUUCCCGGUUGUCUUCAUCUUUGACGGUCUGGAUGAGUGUCGACUUCCUUUGGACUUCCUCAACACUGAGAUCCUGACUGAUGUUACAGAGUCCACCUCAGUGGGUGUGCUGCUGACAAACCUCAUCAGGGGGAAUCUGCUUCCCUCUGCUCGCCUCUGGAUAACCACACGACCUGCAGCAGCCAAUCAGAUCCCUCCUGAGUGUGUUGACAUGGUGACAGAAGUCAGAGGGUUCACUGACCCACAGAAGGAGGAGUACUUCAGGAAGAGAUUCAGAGAUAAGAAGCAGGCCAACAGAAUCAUCUCCCACAUCAAGAAAUCACGAAGCCUCCAAAUCAUGUGUCACAUCCCAAUCUUCUGCUGGAUCACUGCUACAGUUCUGGAGGACAUGUUGAAGACCAGAGAGGGAGGAGAGCUGCCCAAGACCCUGACUGAGAUGUACAUUCACUUCCUGGUGGUUCAGUCCAAAGUGAAGAACAUCAAGUAUGAUGGAGGAGCUGAGACAGAUCCACACUGGAGUCCAGACACCACGAAGAUGAUUGAGUCCCUGGGAAAACUGGCGUUUGAGCAGCUGCAGAAAGGCAACCUUAUCUUCUAUGAAUCAGACCUGACAGAGUGUGGCAUCGAUAUCACAGCCGCCUCAGUGUACUCAGGAGUGUUCACACAGAUGUUUAAAGAGGAGAGAGGACUGUACCAGGACAAGGUUUUCUGCUUCGUCCAUUUGAGUGUUCAGGAGUUUCUGGCUGCUCUUCAUGUCCAUCUGACAUUCAUCAACUCUGGAGUCAACCUGCUGUCAGGAGAACAAACAACAAAGGAAUCUGCAGAGACACACUCCUACCAGAGUGCUGUGGACAAGGCCUUACAGAGUCCAAAUGGACACCUGGACUUGUUCCUCCGCUUCCUCCUGGGUCUUUCACUGCAGACCAAUCAGAAUCUCCUACGAGGCCUGCUGACACAGACAGGAAGUAGCUCACAGGCCAAUCAGGAAACAGUUGACUACAUCAAGAAGAAGAUCAGUGAGGUUCUGUCUGCAGAGAGAAGCAUCAAUCUGUUCCACUGUCUGAAUGAACUGAAUGAUCGUUCUCUAGUGGAGCAGAUCCAACGGUCCCUGAGUUCAGGACGUCUCUCCACAGAUAAACUGUCUCCUGCUGACUGGUCAGCUCUGGUCUUCAUCUUACUGUCAUCAGAAGAAGAUCUGGACGUGUUUGACCUGAAGAAAUACUCUGCUUCAGAGGAGGCUCUUCUGAGGCUGCUGCCAGUGGUCAAAGCCUCCAACAAAGCUUUGUAA